Molecule: messenger RNA, 2539 nt
Organism: Pangasianodon hypophthalmus (striped catfish)
Lineage: Eukaryota; Metazoa; Chordata; Actinopteri; Siluriformes; Pangasiidae
Gene: valopa
Product: vertebrate ancient long opsin a
Exons: 5
Coding region: 532-1698 (388 amino acids)
Biological process (GO): G protein-coupled receptor signaling pathway; visual perception
Cellular component (GO): membrane; photoreceptor outer segment
Molecular function (GO): G protein-coupled receptor activity
Source: RefSeq, a predicted model, not a curated record
GUCUGCUUUGCGCAGCGCCCGUUACGCACGCGCUCUGUGCGCAUUCCCGGUUAUCGGGGAUCUAGCGCAGUAGCUGGAAGGGGAGAGGAAACGUCGCUGUUCCUUGAGGGUAGGAGUGAUGCAUGCGCUAUUUCCUUGCAGGACGUUAAUAGCUUAUAUAAAACCACUGGAGACGCGAAACAGUAAUCAUACCAACUGGAGACAUGACCCAAGAUUGCUACUUAAGCACUGCACAAACUCAAGAAGUGCAUGGGACCUUCACUUUCCUGCAUCCGUUAAGUCACUAAUAAACUGCGGACAUACUGUAAACUGCGCGCAUGGAUUCCACAGACAAAAGAGCCGUUAUGGACUUCCGGCACCAACGAUAAUCAGAGCAUCAUGCUGGCUUUGUUAUUAACUUACUGCGCAGAAAAAAAUUAAAUCAAGUGGCUGCAGUUUUGCAGGAACAAAUGAGCAAGUGAUUAAAGGCACAACGCAAAGCAUUACGCGUUGUACAGUAUCAGAAGUGCACUGUUCUUCUGGACUGAGAACAUGGGCUCGUUUGGCACUGCAGUGAGCCGUGUUAAUUACACAGAAGUAGCUGAUGUGCUCCAGCCAGAUGAUCCAUUUUCCGGACCUGUGAAAUCCAUUGCGCCGUGGAACUUUAAAGUGCUGGCAGCAUGGAUGCUCGUGAUCACCUCGCUGUCUCUGACCGAGAACUUUCUGGUUAUGCUGGUGACCUACAAGUUUAAACAACUCAGACAGCCGUUAAACUUUGUCAUUGUUAAUUUAUCACUGGCAGACUUUUUCAUGUCCCUGAUCGGUGGGACUUUAAGUGUUGUCACCAAUUACCGUGGGUAUUUCUUCUUGGGGUCCUGGGCGUGCGUGCUGGAGGGAUUUGCGGUCACUUUUUUCGGUAUAGUGGGUAUGUGGUCCCUGGCUACCCUUGCAUUCGAGAGAUACUUUGUGAUUUGUCGUCCUCUGGGAAACGUCCGUCUGCGGGUUAAACAUGCAGCCCUGGGACUGCUGUUUGUCUGGACCUUCUCUUUUAUCUGGACCAUCCCACCUGUACUGGGCUGGAGCAGCUACACAGUCAGCAAGAUCGGCACCACCUGCGAACCCAACUGGUACUCUGGUGACCCUCACGACCACACUUUCAUCAUUACUUUCUUUCUCACCUGUUUCAUCCUGCCUCUGGCUGUCAUCAUCGUGUGUUACAGCAAGUUGCUGCGCAAGCUGAGAAAGGUCUCCAACUCUCAUGGCAGGUUGGUGAAUGCCCGGAAGCCUGACCGGCAGGUGUCUCGUAUGGUGGUGGUGAUGAUCGUAGCCUUCUUGGUGGCCUGGACACCAUAUGCACUGUUAUCUUUCAUCGUUACUGUUCACCCCACCAUCUACUUAGACCCUAUAUUGGCUGCUGUUCCUGCUUUCUUUGCAAAAACUGCUGCCGUCUACAACCCCAUCAUCUACGUCUUUAUGAACAAACAGUUCAGGAAGUGCCUGAUUCUGCUGCUCAGCUGCAGCGGCAACACCACAGUGGAGGUGAACAAGUCCACAGACCAAGCAGGCAUGCCUGGUGAGAGCAACACGGGCGAGAUGUCAGCCAUAGCUGCCCGAAUCUCUGCUGUUAGCACCACUCCACCAAAGCCUAACGAGCAGCACAGUAACUCCUGCUCCUACAGCCAGCUGCCCAUCCCAGAAAACAAAGUGUGCCCUAUGUAACUGAGCAAGUCAAGGGGGCUUACUGAACAUCUUUUUCCAUCAAAACAACAGGAUUCAGAGUGUAUCACCUCUAAAGCUCUAAAUCCUGAUGGCCCAUGAGCAGCAGCAGCUUUAACAAUGCCAGUACGAAUAGCAAUUUGAAUAGCAAUAGCUUGCUUUUAGCAAUAGGUAUUGUGGCCAUAUUCUAUUUAUUUCACUUUCAAGUGUUACCAGUGAUAUGAGAUCGUUCUUGUUUUAUUUUUUUUCUACAAAAUUCAUGUCAUGACAUAUGCAGGUUCGGGCCGAUGACUUAUGAUGAAUGUUAUAAUCAUGUGGGCCAGUACUACUAACAAGCGAAGCGCCUUUAAUCUAAUAUGUGACUAUUUAUUUUAUUCGCCUGUGUAUUAUUAUAGUCUGACUAACAGUGGUUUUAGAGAUGGGGUCAAGGACUGGCACAGAGUUAGCCGUGGGAGCCAUCAAUGACUAACAUUUCACCACCUUAAUAAUAUGACAAGUUUACAUAACAUAACAUAACAACUAACUACCUACCUCUGACUUCUCAUCAUGAUCCGCACUGUAAAUUGUGCAUGAUUCCAUUUUGUAAAAUUGUAAAAAAAUAAUGCAUUGGUAUUAUAAUUUACAAGAUUAGACCAGUAAAUGAACUACAUAUAGAGUAGUUUUAACAUCCAGGAAGUCUGGCUCUGCUUUGGACAUUAUACAAGAUUGUUUUUUGACAUGACACUCUUAGGACACAAAGACUAAGUAAGUCAGAGCAAACAGAUUUCAGAAUGAACUGACUGUAUGUAUAUGUUUUUGGUGUAUAUAUGGUAAUAGUGAUGAACUGUUAUUAAAUGAGUUAAAA